ACUGAGCGCGGGAGCGGGGGGUGGCAGGGAGCAGACACAGGGGACUUGGGUGAGUGGAUUCUGCACAGCAGGGCCAAGCAUGACGAGCGGCCACAGCUCCCCUCCUCUCGAUGUCCUGGCCACCAACGGCACCGAGCUGACCAUCGUCCCUGAGACCACGAAGGCCAUGUUGGGAACCAGCACCUCCUCCGGGCCCCAGGCCAAAAGCAUCACUGGGGUACUCGUGGAGGCCUCCAGCCAGGCCCAGAGUCUCUACGCUGCCAUGAAGCAGGGCCUCCUGUCCAGUGAGCUCGGGCUGGCUCUGCUGGAGGCCCAGGCCGCCACUGGGGGCCUCGUGGACCCCACCCGGGGCGACUUACUCUCUGUGUCUGAGGCCGUGCGGCAGGGCCUGGUAGGCCUGGGGCUGAAGGAAAGGCUUCUGGCUGCUGAGCAGGCAGUCACUGGGUACCCCGAUCCCUAUGGUGGCGGGAAGCUGGCCCUCUUCCAGGCCAUCGGGAAGGAGGUGAUAGGGCGAGCUCAGGGGUACAGCUGGUUGGAGGCCCAGCUGGCCACCGGGGGCCUGGUGGACCCCAUUCGGGGUGGGCGAGUGGCCCCAGAGCUGGCCUGCCAGCAGGGCCUCCUGGACCAGGAGACGUGGCGUGUUCUGGCAGAGCGCAAGCCGAGUUCCAGCAGCCCUGGCUUCCAGGACCCCAACACGGGAGAGUGCCUGUCCUACAGCGGUCUGCUGGGCAGGUGUGUGAGAGCCCCUGGCACUGGGCUGGCCGUCCUGCCCCUCAGAACCACGUUCCACACCCUGUGUGGGACAGUGAGCUUGGCAGAGCUGCAGGAGGUGGGCAUCCUGGAUGGGGAGACCGCCCGGGGCCUUCGGGAGGGCAAGCUGUCCGUGUCGGACGUGAGCGCCCGGGCCGCUGUGAGGCGUUACCUGCAGGGCACGGGCAGUGUGGCCGGGGUUGUCCUGCUGCCCGCUGGCCGCAAGAAGAGCUUCUUCCAGGCUGUCACCGAGCACCUGCUCCCAAUGGCCACGGCGCUCCCGCUCUUGGAGGCUCAGGCCGCCACCUGCACACUGGUGGACCCAGGCACUGGCCAGCGGCUGCAGGUGGAUGAGGCCGUCAGGUCUGGCCUCCUCGGCCCUGAGCUCCAUGGGCAGCUCCUGAUGGCCGAGCAGGCGGUGACGGGCUACCACGACCCCUUCAGCGGCACGCGGGUCCCCCUCUUCCAGGCCAUGAAAAAGGAGCUGGUGGACAGGUCCCUGGCGCUGCGACUCCUGGAUGCCCAGCUGGCCACGGGGGGGCUCGUGUGUCCAGCCCGCAGGCUCCGGCUGCCCCUGGAGGGCGCCCUGCGCUUCGGAUGCCUGGACGAAGAAACACAGCGUUGUGUCUCCCGGGCCACUGGCUUCUCGGACCCCAGCACACAGGAGAGCCUUGGCUAUGGGCAGCUGAUGGCCCGCUGUGUCACCGACCCAGAGACAGGGCUGGCCUUCCUUCCACUCUCAAAUGGCAGCCUUGGAGGGGAGCCACAAGGACUCCCGUUCAUUGACCACAGCACCCGGCGGGCCUUAAGUGAGGCCACAACCACCGUCUCCGUGGGCCAGUUCCAGGGCCAGCCCGUGUCUCUGUGGGAGCUGCUCUUCUCCGAGCCCAUCCCCGCAGAGCAGAGGGCAGCCCUGGCCCAGCGGCACCAGGAGGGCGCCAUCUCGGCGGAGGAACUGGCAGCGGCGCUGAGGGCCAUCCUUGAACACGCUGCGGCCACGGCCAAGACCACCUUUGCUGGACUGAGGGGGCCCGUGAUGCCCGCUGAGCUGCUAGAAGCAGGGAUCAUCGAGCAGGACAUGUACGAGCGUCUGGAGCGAGGCCAGACCACAGCCCGGGAAGUGGGCAGGCUGGACCCUGUGCAGAAAUACCUGGAAGGGACCGGGUGCGUUGCUGGCCUGCUGCUGCCCAGCUCCCAGGAGCGGCUCAGCAUCUAUGAGGCUCGCGGGAGGGGGCUUCUCAGGCAUGGCACGGCCCUCAUCCUCCUGGAGGCGCAGGCAGCCACGGGCUUCAUCCUUGACCCGAAGGAGAACAAGAGAUACUCCGUGGAGGAGGCCCUGAGGGCCGGCCUCAUCGGGCCCGACGUGUUUGCAAAGCUGCUGUCGGCGGAGCGCGCCGUCACCGGCUACACGGACCCCUACACGGGGGAGCAGAUCUCCCUCUUCCAGGCCAUGCAGAAGGACCUGAUCGUCCGCGACCACGGCCUCCGCCUGCUGGAGGCGCAGAUCGCCACGGGCGGCAUCAUCGACCCCGUGCACAGCCACCGGCUGCCCGUGGACGUGGCCUACCGGCGCGGCUACUUCGACGAGGACAUGAACCGCGUCCUGGCGGACCCGAGCGACGACACCAAGGGCUUCUUCGACCCCAACACGCACGAGAACCUGACGUACGUGCAGCUGCUGGAGCGCUGCGUGCUCGACCCCGACACGGGGCUGCGCCUCCUGCCGCUGACCCGCCGGCAGCCGCAGCUGGUGGACGGCACCACCCGGCAGGCCUUCCAGAGCCUGCUGCUGUCCGUGAGGUGCGGGCGGUUCCGGGGACAGAGGGUCUCGGCGUGGGAGCUCUUGAACUCCGAGUGCUGCAGUGAGCCCCAGCGGAGGCGGCUUGUGCGGGACUAUCGGCAGCACCGGCUCUCGCUGCCGCAGGUGGCACGGCUGCUGGAGAGAGCGACGGCGAGGUGGGUGGACGUCACGCUGCCCGUGGCCUGCGCGCCGUGGGGCCGAGUCAGCGCCUACCAGCUCUGGGAGGCCCGGAUCAUCGACCAGGAGCUCCUGGACCGGGUGCUGGAGGGCACCGUGAGCCCCGAGGCGCUCCUCCGCAUGGACAGCGUGCGGCAGGCCCUGCGCGGCACCGGGGCCGUGGGCGGCGUGCUGCUGCAGCCCUCUGGCCGGAGGCUCAGCCUCUACACGGCCAUGAAGCAGCAGCUGCUGGGCCCAGGCGUGGCACUAGCCCUGCUGGAGGCCCAGGCGGCCACUGGGGCCCUUCUCGACCCCCAUGGUCCAGAGCCCCUGUCAGUGGACGAGGCCGUGCGGAGGGGGCUGGUGGGGCCGGAACUGUACAGCAGGCUGAGGCGGGCGGAGAGCGCGGUCACUGGCUGCAGAGACCCCUUUUCUGGGGAGCAGGUAUCCUUGUUCCAGGCCAUGAAGAAGGGCCUCAUCCCUGUAGAGCAGGCUGCCCGCCUCCUGGAGGCCCAGGUGGCCACAGGAGGAGUCAUUGACCCCAUAGGCCACUACCGCCUCCCCAUGCCCAUAGCCGCCCAGCGCGGCUACAUUGACCAGGAGAUAGAGACGGCCUUGUGCGGCUCCCCUGAAACUUUUCCCACGCCAGAUGGCCGGGGCCACACCAGCUAUGCCCGGCUCCUGGAGCAGUGUGUGAGGGACGAGCCUUCUGGCCUUCAUUUCCUGCCCUUGCCCGAAAACGCUGCUGCGGCCCCCACGGACGAACAGGUCCGGGAGACCCUGCAGGCCGUGCAGGGGGCUGAGGACGGCACAUCCCUCUGGGAGCUCCUGUGCUCCCACCACUUCUCGGACGAGCAGCGCCAAAGCCUCUUGGAGGACUUCAAGGUGGGAAAAACCACUACCCAGCAGCUCCGGGAGACCGUGCAGAAGUGGGUGCGGGAGGCAGAGCUCCUGGCACAGGCUCAGGUCACAGUGCCCGGCCCCCGGGGGCAGAUUCCUGCCGUCUGGCUGCUGGCUGUCGGCAUCAUCUCCCGGGAGACCCUGGCGGCACUGGCUCAGGGCACGCGAUCACCUGCCGAGGUUGCUGGGCAGCCCGCUGUGAAGGCCUGCCUCUGGGGUACGGGCUGUGUGGCCGGUGUGCUGUUGCAGCCGUCGGGGACCAAGGUCAGCAUCAGCCAGGCUGUGGCGGACGGCCUCUUGCCUGAGGGCCUGGGCCGAAGGCUGCUGGAGGCCCAGGUGGCAUCCGGCUCCCUCAUUGACCCCCUGACCAACCAGAGACUCUCUGUGCAAGGUGCCGUCAAAGCCGGCCUGGUGGGGGCGGCCCUGCAUGAGCAGCUGCGGCAAGCGGAGAGGGCCGUGGUUGGGUACGCGGAUCCCUACUCGGGAGGUUCCCUCUCACUGUGGCAGGCCAUGCAGAAGGGGCUAGUGCCCCAAAGCGAGGGCCUCCCCCUCCUACAGGUACAGUUGGCCACGGGGGGUGCCAUGGACCCUGUCCACGGGGUGCACCUGCCUGAGGCGGCGGCCUGCAGGCUUGGCCUCCUGGACCAGCAGGUCAGCCAGGGGUUAACCUCCACAGCCGAGGACAGCAAGUUCUUUUUCGACCCCAGCGCCCAGGACACGGUGACAUACAGCCAGCUCAAGGAGCGCUGUGUCCUGGACACGGACACCGGCCUGUGGCUGCUUCCGCUCGCCCAGGACAAGGUGCUGAAGGUGGACGAGCACAUGGUGGUGGCUCUGAGAGCCAUGAAGGUCCCUGUCGGCACCGGCAGGUUCAAAGGCCUCAGCGUGUCACUGUGGGACCUCCUGCACUCAGAGUACGUCGACAUCCACACACGGCGGGAGCUGGUGGCCCUUUGCCAGUCUGGGAGGGCCACGGCCCUGCGGCACGUGGCUGCGGCCGUCACUGCCCUGGUUGAGGCCUCAGAGACACAGCCCUCAAAGGUCACCUUUAGAGGACUCCGGAAGCUGGUGUCGGCCAGUGACUUGUUCAGGUCACGGCUGAUUGACAAGGAGACGCUGGAUGCGCUGACCCAGGGCACAAGGACGGUGCAGGAGGUGACAGAGAGGAGCGGUGUGAGGCAGUACCUAGAGGGAGGCAACUUCAUUGCCGGGGUCCUUGUCCAGGGCACGAGGGAGAAGAUGAGCAUCUCCGAGGCCCUGAGGAGGGGCAUCCUGCGGCCUGGCACGGCCCUGGUGCUCCUGGAGGCACAGGCAGCCACGGGCUUCAUCAUUGACCCCGUGCGUAACCAGAGGCUGACCGUGGAGGAGGCGUUCGCGGCAGGGAUGUUUGGCAGGGAGACCUACCAGAAGCUGCUGUCGGCAGAGCGUGCCGUCACCGGCUACACCGACCCGUACACGGGGGAGCAGAUCUCCCUCUUCCAGGCCAUGCAGAAGGACCUGAUCGUCCGCGACCACGGCAUCCGCCUGCUGGAGGCACAGAUCGCCACGGGCGGCAUCAUCGACCCCGUGCACAGCCACCGGCUGCCCGUGGACGUGGCCUACCGGCGCGGCUACUUCGACGAGGACAUGAACCGCGUCCUGGCGGACCCGAGCGACGACACCAAGGGCUUCUUCGACCCCAACACGCACGAGAACCUCACGUACCUGCAGCUCCUGGAGCGCUGCGUGGAGGACCCCGACACGGGGCUCUACAUGCUGCAAAUUGUGAAGAAAGGAGAAACCUAUGUUUAUAUCGACGAAGCCACAAGACAACAGCUCAAGUCCCAAACCAUAAAAAUGCAAGUGGGGAGGUUUGCCAAUCAGACAGUCUCCUUCUGGGACCUGCUGUCCUCUCCGUACUUCACAGAGGAAAGGAAACGGGAGCUCAUCCACGAGUACAGAGUCCAGAACACAUCCCUAGAGAAGCUGCUGGAGAUCAUCACCGCGGCAGUGCAAGAAACAGAGAAUCGGUACCAAGGCAUGAAGCUGACAGCCAUUGGUGGGGAGGUGACUGCCGCCGAGCUGUUCAACUCUGAAAUCCUCGAUGAAAAGACCCUGGAUGCCCUGCCUGGGGAGACAUCGGGGGUGCUGGAUCUCAGCAGGCUGGUGCAAGUGAGGCCCUAUGUGGAAGGUACCGGCUGCAUCGCGGGGGUGGUGCUACCCUCCACCCAAGAGGCAAUGAGCUUUUAUGAAGCCAGGAGGGAGGGACUCAUCCCCAUGGGGUUUGCGGCUCAGCUCCUGGAGGCCCAGGCAGCCACAGGCUUUCUCCUGGAUCCCGGCAGCUGCAAGAAGUUCUCUGUGCAGCAGGCCUUGGCUGAGGGCCUGGUGGGUGAGGACCUGCAGACGAGGCUCCUAGAGGCUGAGAAGGCCGCCCUAGGCUAUGCAGACCCAGCCACGGGAGACACAAUCUCCCUGUUCCAGGCAAUGCAGAGGAAGAUUGUCCAAAGAGAGGAAGCGCUGAGAAUGCUGGAGGUCCAGGUGGCCACGGGGGGCGUCAUCGACCCCCUGCACCACCACCGCCUCCCACUGCACGUGGCCUACAGACGCGGCUGUCUGCACCCGGACAUCUACCCGCUCAUUGCAGAUCAGAACCGCAUGAAGAAAAGGUUUGUGGAUCCAAACACUCAGGAGAGGGUCACAUACCAACAGCUGCAGGAAAGGAGCCAAAAAGGAGCAGGGACAGGCUGGGCUCUCUUCCAGCUAGUCCGUGAAAGCCAGAGCACUGCCUAUGUUGACGAGGCCACGAGGAGGGCCCUGGAGGCCGAGAAAGUGGAGGUCCCAGUUGGAAGGUACAAGGACCAGAGGCCGUCGCUGUGGGAGCUGCUCAACUCGGAGUACGUAACUCACGAGACGAAACUCCAGCUGGUGAGGGACUAUAAAAGAGACACGGCCAGGGCAAUGGACAAGGUAGUGAACAUAAUUUUAGAAUUAAUAGAGAAGAAAGAAAAAAACAAAAAGGAGCUAUGGUUCCCAGGGAUCAGAAAACACAUCACUGCUUCAGAACUCCUCCAAGCAGAUAUCCUCAGCAAAGAGGUGUUGGAGGACCUGGCCCAGGGUACCAGGACGCCGCAGGAGGUGACGGAGAUGGACUCGGUCAAGCGCUACCUGCAGGGCACGAGCUGCAUCGCGGGCGUGCUGGUGCCCGCCAAGGACGAGCCCGGGCGGCAGGAGAAGAUGAGCAUCUACCAGGCCAUGUGGAAGGGCGUCCUGCGGCCCGGCACGGCCCUGGUGCUCCUGGAGGCCCAGGCGGCCACGGGCUUCGUCAUCGACCCCGUGCGCAACCAGAGGCUGACCGUGGAGGAGGCGGUGGCCGCGGGCGUGGUGGGCGGCGAGAUCCGGGAGAAGCUGCUGUCGGCGGAGCGCGCCGUCACCGGCUACACCGACCCGUACACGGGGGAGCAGAUCUCCCUCUUCCAGGCCAUGCAGAAGGACCUGAUCGUCCGCGACCACGGCAUCCGCCUGCUGGAGGCGCAGAUCGCCACGGGCGGCAUCAUCGACCCCGUGCACAGCCACCGGCUGCCCGUGGACGUGGCCUACCGGCGCGGCUACUUCGACGAGGACAUGAACCGCGUCCUGGCGGACCCGAGCGACGACACCAAGGGCUUCUUCGACCCCAACACGCACGAGAACCUGACGUACGUGCAGCUGCUGGAGCGCUGCGUGCUCGACCCCGACACGGGGCUCUACAUGCUGCAGCUGGCCGGCCGGGGCUCCGCCGUGCACCAGCUGAGCAAGGAGCUGCGCGGCGCCCUGCGUGACGCCCGCGUGGCGCCGGGCCACGGCGUGCUCCAGGGCCAGAGCGUCUCCAUCUGGGAGCUCCUGUUCUACCGGGAGGUGCCCGAGGGCCUGCGGCAGGACCUGCUGCGCCGGUACGGGGCGGGCGCGCUGACGGUGCAGGAGGUGGGCGCGGCCCUCACCUCGCUGCUGGCCCGUGCCAGCGCCGACGGGAGCGGGAGCCCCAGCCCGGUUCCCCCGGACCCCCGCGGGGCCCUGCGUGCCGCCACCAUGGAGGUCAAGGUGGGCCGCCUGCGGGGGCCGGCGGUGCCCGUGUGGGACGUGCUGGCGUCCAGCUACGUGAGCGGCGCCACGCGGGAGCAGCUGCUGGCCGGCUUCGGCUCGGGGACGCUGGGCUUGCCGGCGCUGACCCGCAGGCUGACCACCAUCGUCGAGGAGGCGGAGGCGGCCGGCGGGCCCGAUCGCGGGCCGGAGGAGGCCGCCCGCGGGCCGCAGGAGGGCCGGCCAGCUGGGCGAGGUGGCGGGGACGGCGACGGGGGGCCCUCCCCGGGCCCGGCCCCCGCCGAGCCCACCGCCGGCGGCCCCCAGGAGCAGGCCCUGCGUGCCGUCCCCAUGGAGGUGCGCGUCGGCCAGUUCCGGGGGCGGCGGCCCUCCGUGUGGGACGUCCUCUUCUCCUCCUACCUGAGCCGGGCCCGCCGGGACGAGCUCCUGGCCCAGCACGCGGCCGGCGCCCUGGCCGUGCCGGCCCUGGUCGCCAUCCUCACCCAGGCCAUCGAGGAGGCGGAGGAGCGGCUGAGCAAGGUGUCCUUCCCGGGCCUGAGGCGCCAGGUGUCCGCCUCCGAGCUGCACACGUCCGGGAUCCUGGGCCCCGAGACCCUGCGGGACCUGGCCCAGGGCACCAGGACGCCGCAGGAGGUGACGGAGAUGGACUCGGUCAAGCGCUACCUGCAGGGCACGAGCUGCAUCGCGGGCGUGCUGGUGCCCGCCAAGGACGAGCCCGGGCGGCAGGAGAAGAUGAGCAUCUACCAGGCCAUGUGGAAGGGCGUCCUGCGGCCCGGCACGGCCCUGGUGCUCCUGGAGGCCCAGGCGGCCACGGGCUUCGUCAUCGACCCCGUGCGCAACCAGAGGCUGACCGUGGAGGAGGCGGUGGCCGCGGGCGUGGUGGGCGGCGAGAUCCGGGAGAAGCUGCUGUCGGCGGAGCGCGCCGUCACCGGCUACACCGACCCGUACACGGGGGAGCAGAUCUCCCUCUUCCAGGCCAUGCAGAAGGACCUGAUCGUCCGCGACCACGGCAUCCGCCUGCUGGAGGCGCAGAUCGCCACGGGCGGCAUCAUCGACCCCGUGCACAGCCACCGGCUGCCCGUGGACGUGGCCUACCGGCGCGGCUACUUCGACGAGGACAUGAACCGCGUCCUGGCGGACCCGAGCGACGACACCAAGGGCUUCUUCGACCCCAACACGCACGAGAACCUGACGUACGUGCAGCUGCUGGAGCGCUGCGUGCUCGACCCCGACACGGGGCUCUACAUGCUGCAGCUGGCCGGCCGGGGCUCCGCCGUGCACCAGCUGAGCGAGGAGCUGCGCGGCGCCCUGCGUGACGCCCGCGUGGCGCCGGGCCACGGCGUGCUCCAGGGCCAGAGCGUCUCCAUCUGGGAGCUCCUGUUCUACCGGGAGGUGCCCGAGGGCCUGCGGCAGGACCUGCUGCGCCGGUACGGGGCGGGCGCGCUGACGGUGCAGGAGGUGGGCGCGGCCCUCACCUCGCUGCUGGCCCGUGCCAGCGCCGACGGGAGCGGGAGCCCCAGCCCGGUUCCCCCGGACCCCCGCGGGGCCCUGCGUGCCGCCACCAUGGAGGUCAAGGUGGGCCGCCUGCGGGGGCCGGCGGUGCCCGUGUGGGACGUGCUGGCGUCCAGCUACGUGAGCGGCGCCACGCGGGAGCAGCUGCUGGCCGGCUUCGGCUCGGGGACGCUGGGCUUGCCGGCGCUGACCCGCAGGCUGACCACCAUCGUCGAGGAGGCGGAGGCGGCCGGCGGGCCCGAUCGCGGGCCGGAGGAGGCCGCCCGCGGGCCGCAGGAGGGCCGGCCAGCCGGGCGAGGUGGCGGGGACGGCGACGGGGGGCCCUCCCCGGGCCCGGCCCCCGCCGAGCCCACCGCCGGCGGCCCCCAGGAGCAGGCCCUGCGUGCCGUCCCCAUGGAGGUGCGCGUCGGCCAGUUCCGGGGGCGGCGGCCCUCCGUGUGGGACGUCCUCUUCUCCUCCUACCUGAGCCGGGCCCGCCGGGACGAGCUCCUGGCCCAGCACGCGGCCGGCGCCCUGGCCGUGCCGGCCCUGGUCGCCGUCCUCACCCAGGCCAUCGAGGAGGCGGAGGAGCGGCUGAGCAAGGUGUCCUUCCCGGGCCUGAGGCGCCAGGUGUCCGCCUCCGAGCUGCACACGUCCGGGAUCCUGGGCCCCGAGACCCUGCGGGACCUGGCCCAGGGCACCAGGACGCCGCAGGAGGUGACGGAGAUGGACUCGGUCAAGCGCUACCUGCAGGGCACGAGCUGCAUCGCGGGCGUGCUGGUGCCCGCCAAGGACGAGCCCGGGCGGCAGGAGAAGAUGAGCAUCUACCAGGCCAUGUGGAAGGGCGUCCUGCGGCCCGGCACGGCCCUGGUGCUCCUGGAGGCCCAGGCGGCCACGGGCUUCGUCAUCGACCCCGUGCGCAACCAGAGGCUGACCGUGGAGGAGGCGGUGGCCGCGGGCGUGGUGGGCGGCGAGAUCCGGGAGAAGCUGCUGUCGGCGGAGCGCGCCGUCACCGGCUACACCGACCCGUACACGGGGGAGCAGAUCUCCCUCUUCCAGGCCAUGCAGAAGGACCUGAUCGUCCGCGACCACGGCAUCCGCCUGCUGGAGGCGCAGAUCGCCACGGGCGGCAUCAUCGACCCCGUGCACAGCCACCGGCUGCCCGUGGACGUGGCCUACCGGCGCGGCUACUUCGACGAGGACAUGAACCGCGUCCUGGCGGACCCGAGCGACGACACCAAGGGCUUCUUCGACCCCAACACGCACGAGAACCUGACGUACGUGCAGCUGCUGGAGCGCUGCGUGCUCGACCCCGACACGGGGCUCUACAUGCUGCAGCUGGCCGGCCGGGGCUCCGCCGUGCACCAGCUGAGCGAGGAGCUGCGCGGCGCCCUGCGUGACGCCCGCGUGGCGCCGGGCCACGGCGUGCUCCAGGGCCAGAGCGUCUCCAUCUGGGAGCUCCUGUUCUACCGGGAGGUGCCCGAGGGCCUGCGGCAGGACCUGCUGCGCCGGUACGGGGCGGGCGCGCUGACGGUGCAGGAGGUGGGCGCGGCCCUCACCUCGCUGCUGGCCCGUGCCAGCGCCGACGGGAGCGGGAGCCCCAGCCCGGUUCCCCCGGACCCCCGCGGGGCCCUGCGUGCCGCCACCAUGGAGGUCAAGGUGGGCCGCCUGCGGGGGCCGGCGGUGCCCGUGUGGGACGUGCUGGCGUCCAGCUACGUGAGCGGCGCCACGCGGGAGCAGCUGCUGGCCGGCUUCGGCUCGGGGACGCUGGGCUUGCCGGCGCUGACCCGCAGGCUGACCACCAUCGUCGAGGAGGCGGAGGCGGCCGGCGGGCCCGAUCGCGGGCCGGAGGAGGCCGCCCGCGGGCCGCAGGAGGGCCGGCCAGCCGGGCGAGGUGGCGGGGACGGCGACGGGGGGCCCUCCCCGGGCCCGGCCCCCGCCGAGCCCACCGCCGGCGGCCCCCAGGAGCAGGCCCUGCGUGCCGUCCCCAUGGAGGUGCGCGUCGGCCAGUUCCGGGGGCGGCGGCCCUCCGUGUGGGACGUCCUCUUCUCCUCCUACCUGAGCCGGGCCCGCCGGGACGAGCUCCUGGCCCAGCACGCGGCCGGCGCCCUGGCCGUGCCGGCCCUGGUCGCCGUCCUCACCCAGGCCAUCGAGGAGGCGGAGGAGCGGCUGAGCAAGGUGUCCUUCCCGGGCCUGAGGCGCCAGGUGUCCGCCUCCGAGCUGCACACGUCCGGGAUCCUGGGCCCCGAGACCCUGCGGGACCUGGCCCAGGGCACCAGGACGCCGCAGGAGGUGACGGAGAUGGACUCGGUCAAGCGCUACCUGCAGGGCACGAGCUGCAUCGCGGGCGUGCUGGUGCCCGCCAAGGACGAGCCCGGGCGGCAGGAGAAGAUGAGCAUCUACCAGGCCAUGUGGAAGGGCGUCCUGCGGCCCGGCACGGCCCUGGUGCUCCUGGAGGCCCAGGCGGCCACGGGCUUCGUCAUCGACCCCGUGCGCAACCAGAGGCUGACCGUGGAGGAGGCGGUGGCCGCGGGCGUGGUGGGCGGCGAGAUCCGGGAGAAGCUGCUGUCGGCGGAGCGCGCCGUCACCGGCUACACCGACCCGUACACGGGGGAGCAGAUCUCCCUCUUCCAGGCCAUGCAGAAGGACCUGAUCGUCCGCGACCACGGCAUCCGCCUGCUGGAGGCGCAGAUCGCCACGGGCGGCAUCAUCGACCCCGUGCACAGCCACCGGCUGCCCGUGGACGUGGCCUACCGGCGCGGCUACUUCGACGAGGACAUGAACCGCGUCCUGGCGGACCCGAGCGACGACACCAAGGGCUUCUUCGACCCCAACACGCACGAGAACCUGACGUACGUGCAGCUGCUGGAGCGCUGCGUGCUCGACCCCGACACGGGGCUCUACAUGCUGCAGCUGGCCGGCCGGGGCUCCGCCGUGCACCAGCUGAGCGAGGAGCUGCGCGGCGCCCUGCGUGACGCCCGCGUGGCGCCGGGCCACGGCGUGCUCCAGGGCCAGAGCGUCUCCAUCUGGGAGCUCCUGUUCUACCGGGAGGUGCCCGAGGGCCUGCGGCAGGACCUGCUGCGCCGGUACGGGGCGGGCGCGCUGACGGUGCAGGAGGUGGGCGCGGCCCUCACCUCGCUGCUGGCCCGUGCCAGCGCCGACGGGAGCGGGAGCCCCAGCCCGGUUCCCCCGGACCCCCGCGGGGCCCUGCGUGCCGCCACCAUGGAGGUCAAGGUGGGCCGCCUGCGGGGGCCGGCGGUGCCCGUGUGGGACGUGCUGGCGUCCAGCUACGUGAGCGGCGCCACGCGGGAGCAGCUGCUGGCCGGCUUCGGCUCGGGGACGCUGGGCUUGCCGGCGCUGACCCGCAGGCUGACCACCAUCGUCGAGGAGGCGGAGGCGGCCGGCGGGCCCGAUCGCGGGCCGGAGGAGGCCGCCCGCGGGCCGCAGGAGGGCCGGCCAGCCGGGCGAGGUGGCGGGGACGGCGACGGGGGGCCCUCCCCGGGCCCGGCCCCCGCCGAGCCCACUGCCGGCGGCCCCCAGGAGCAGGCCCUGCGUGCCGUCCCCAUGGAGGUGCGCGUCGGCCAGUUCCGGGGGCGGCGGCCCUCCGUGUGGGACGUCCUCUUCUCCUCCUACCUGAGCCGGGCCCGCCGGGACGAGCUCCUGGCCCAGCACGCGGCCGGCGCCCUGGCCGUGCCGGCCCUGGUCGCCGUCCUCACCCAGGCCAUCGAGGAGGCGGAGGAGCGGCUGAGCAAGGUGUCCUUCCCGGGCCUGAGGCGCCAGGUGUCCGCCUCCGAGCUGCACACGUCCGGGAUCCUGGGCCCCGAGACCCUGCGGGACCUGGCCCAGGGCACCAGGACGCCGCAGGAGGUGACGGAGAUGGACUCGGUCAAGCGCUACCUGCAGGGCACGAGCUGCAUCGCGGGCGUGCUGGUGCCCGCCAAGGACGAGCCCGGGCGGCAGGAGAAGAUGAGCAUCUACCAGGCCAUGUGGAAGGGCGUCCUGCGGCCCGGCACGGCCCUGGUGCUCCUGGAGGCCCAGGCGGCCACGGGCUUCGUCAUCGACCCCGUGCGCAACCAGAGGCUGACCGUGGAGGAGGCGGUGGCCGCGGGCGUGGUGGGCGGCGAGAUCCGGGAGAAGCUGCUGUCGGCGGAGCGCGCCGUCACCGGCUACACCGACCCGUACACGGGGGAGCAGAUCUCCCUCUUCCAGGCCAUGCAGAAGGACCUGAUCGUCCGCGACCACGGCAUCCGCCUGCUGGAGGCGCAGAUCGCCACGGGCGGCAUCAUCGACCCCGUGCACAGCCACCGGCUGCCCGUGGACGUGGCCUACCGGCGCGGCUACUUCGACGAGGACAUGAACCGCGUCCUGGCGGACCCGAGCGACGACACCAAGGGCUUCUUCGACCCCAACACGCACGAGAACCUGACGUACGUGCAGCUUCUCAAGAGAGCUACUCUUGACCCAGAGACCGGGCUGCUAUUUCUGUCUCUUAGUUGAGUUAGGAUGGUUUUCCUUUGUAUUGUGUGGUUUAUGGCCAUAAUGCUGUAUUUCCACAAUGUCCAAAAUUCCCAAUCUUUUUUGGUUCAUGUGUCUCCCUUGUUUUCUGUGUCUGUUGACAAAGCAAUCACUUCCAGUCUCUCCAGUGUCCUCGUGUUUUCCAUCCCGUGGUAAUAGGAGCACAGGCUCCUUCUCGCUAUUUACAUGUAGGUGCCUGCAGUGUCUACCUGUGAAAUUUUAGUCAGUGUAUCGGUGUAGAUAUUGUAAACUUUUCUGAUAAACUUUGUUGCAGCUUCCGCUCUCUGCUCAAAAGGGAGCUUGCUUCCUCCUCUCUCUGCCUGCCUCUCUGCCUACUUG
Molecule: messenger RNA, 14008 nt
Organism: Neogale vison (American mink)
Lineage: Eukaryota; Metazoa; Chordata; Mammalia; Carnivora; Mustelidae
Gene: EPPK1
Product: epiplakin 1
Exons: 2
Coding region: 80-13651 (4523 amino acids)
Biological process (GO): wound healing; intermediate filament bundle assembly
Cellular component (GO): membrane; cell junction; keratin filament
Molecular function (GO): keratin filament binding; structural molecule activity
Source: RefSeq, a predicted model, not a curated record